AUGACUUCAAAGUUUAGUGUUUCCUCGCCUUUGGUUGAAAAAUUUCUGCUUCUUGUAAAGAAUAAUCCGAUUCUAUACAACGUAUUAGAUGUCAAUUACGAAAAUAUUUCUUUGAGAAAUAGUAUCUGGAAAGAUAUAUCACAUAAGAUUGAAAAAUCCGUUGAUGAAACCAAACAAAUGUGGGAAAAUAUUAGAAAUUUAUAUUCAAAAAUAAUUGCAAGAAAAUUAGAAACGGGAUUAUAUUUCAAUAGAAAAAAAAUUUGGAUAUUAACCUAUCGCCUUAGAUUUUUGGAACAGUACGAAUGCAACCAAUUUUUGACUUUCAAUAUAACUAUAACUGAAAUGCAUAAACCUUCUAAACCUUCUACUUUCCACAAAAAGAAAGGAAUCGUCAAGAUGAUCAAUAAAACAGAAAGCGAUUUGCCAAUUAAAACAAUAAUUAAAAAUCAUCGUGUCUCUAAAUUUAACCAGAACGAUGAAAAUGUAGAUGAUAUGGAUUUGUUUUUUGAAAAUUUUUCAAUUAAAGCUAAACAAUUUCCAAGCACUGGAAGAACUGAAAUGAAGAUGAAAAUGUGUGCAUUAAUGAAUGAAUUGGAAGACAAAUAUUUAAUUAUAGAACCCUCUCUCAGUCCACGGCUGAAUCAACCCAUCUACCUUUUUAAAAAUGUACACAUUUCAACAGAAGAAAAUGAUUACUCAUCUAUGUCGUCUAUUCAAUCAUGUGCAUCGACAUUGCCUAGCUUACAUUCAGAAUCAGAAUCUUCGUAA
Melanaphis sacchari is the source of this 768-nucleotide messenger RNA. RefSeq lists its product as uncharacterized. The transcript has 4 exons. The coding region runs from base 1 to 768 and encodes 255 amino acids. The record is from RefSeq and is a predicted model, not a curated record. Lineage: Eukaryota; Metazoa; Arthropoda; Insecta; Hemiptera; Aphididae.